Molecule: messenger RNA, 2631 nt
Organism: Alternaria ethzedia
Lineage: Eukaryota; Fungi; Ascomycota; Dothideomycetes; Pleosporales; Pleosporaceae
Exons: 2
Coding region: 1-2631 (876 amino acids)
Source: RefSeq, a predicted model, not a curated record
AUGGGCAAGCCAGGCCUAGGGAUAUUCACCGCCCGUCGGAAGUCUCAGGGCAAUGUGUUCGACGAAGUCGACAUCGCAACGAGCCCAGUCACCACAACUGCACCCGCUGAUUCUGGUGCCUUCCGGGUGCUGAGCAAGACGGAAGUAGAAAAAGCAAAAGAGCAGCGCAAGACACAGGAAAAAGAGAGAUCAUCAAAGUUUCCUCGCUUCAGCGGCUUCAGCCAUCCUGGCAGCAAAAAUCGCAACCAGUCCGUUGACGAUGAGUCUCCAGGAUCGUCAAAACGCUCUCCGGCUCCGUCGUCGGUGAGCGCUUUCCGCAAGAAUCUUCCCUCAUUGCCCAAGUCAAGCUCCGGCGUCUCCUCAUACAAGGAUCUGUCAGGGACAGGGUGGAGUGGCAGAAAUCGCGCCAUGACCACAUCCAGCUACGCGAGCACUGCAGUCCCGCCCAAGCUCGAGGGGGAUCUGAACUUCGGCGGCUUUGAGGACGACAUGUUUGGCCAUUUAAGCCGCAAGGAAUCUCCCGAAAUUCAACGAGAGACCGCAGGACGCUCACUGCUUUCGGAGAAGCGCACGUUCCAAGCAGAACCCAUCAAGAUUCUACCGCCCACUGGCAUUGAACCGCCAAUGAAGAGCUGGGACAGUCGCAACUCUACCGACAACCUCAUGGCUUCUCCGAAUUCAGACAACGACUCGCCGCCGCCGCCGCCGCCUCCCCACAAAUACUCAUCGUAUGCGCCAGUCGCCUCAGAGAGCCCAACCUUCCAACCAGCACCUACUUUCGAAGAUGCAGAUGCACAGUUCGUACGCAAAUCAUAUACCGAUAGGAAGUCAUAUCGUGAAAGCUCUCCGGAACAACAGCUCAACUCCACCUCAACGUCGUCUGCCAAUUCCUACCAGACCCCCUAUUCAUCUCGAUCAGCCACUGUUUCGAGCACGACCACAAACACAACCCCCAAAGCUUCCCUCGCUCGGACGGCCUCUCCAUACAAUGAUGCUGAGGACGAAGACUUGUUCGCGCCGUCAAAGCCUGCUCCCAAGCAACAAAUCACGACAGCAAAGAAACCUGCCGUAGUAGCCUCAGACAGCAACACUGCAUCCGUCCCUGCUACAGCGGCCGGUAGGAGAGUAAUGUCGCAGGCCGAAUUCCGGGAAUAUCAAAAGAAGCAAAUGAACAAGCCACCACCUGAGGAAAGCUCCGACGACGAAGACUACGAGGACGAGGAGGAUGCUAUCAAAAGAAGAGAAGAAGAAGAGCUCAUGAGACGCAAGAAUCAGCAGAUGCACUUUGCCCGCGAGGCUAUGCGACGGUCUACCACAGCUCCUGGGGGUCUUGCAGAGCCGGGAGCAGAUCACAUGGGCUUCCCGUCGGAAACUUCCAUGAAGGCCGAAGAAUGGGAAGAUGAGGAUGUACCGCUGGGUAUUCUCGCUCAACACGGCUUCCCAAGUCAAGCUCGCAACAGAUUCCCCAGUCAACCGACGAACUCGAUGCCUUCCUACAUACCCGAUCGCCCGGCCUCAGCAGGUGCCAUGAGUCAACGCGGCAUGGGCCAAGGCAAUCUGCCUGCUUUCGCGAGACAUCUGCCCCAGGAUCCGUACAACUCCUCUUUCAUUGGAGGAGGCUUGGUACGGCCGACGAACCGAGAGUCCAUGGGCUUCAAUGGCUUUGCGCGUGGUCCUGGAUCAGUCGCAGGCGGCUCGAUUGCUGGAGACAUGGGCAUGGGCCCUAACAUGAUGUAUCAGGAUGCUGGUAUGUCGCAGCCUUCGCUCGUGGACCAGAUCCAGAUGAGGGAUAUGACCAAGCAAAAGUACAUGGGCGGUGCUUCGGCGAAAAAGCCCCAGGGAGGGCCUUUCACUGGUGUUCUCGGACAGCAAAUGAACACGAACGGCCAACCUCAGAACCCGAUGCGGAUGUCACACAUGCCCAUGAUGAACGGCAUGAACCCCAUGAUGAACCCCAUGAUGGGUGGGCAAAUGCAGGGAAUGGGCAUGGGACAGAUGGGAUACCCUAUGCAGCAAGGGAACGACUACAUGCAGCAGAUGCAGCAGAUGCAACAAAUGCAGCAGAUGAUCGCCAUGCAGCAAAUGCAGCUACAGAUGAUGCAGCAGCAGCCCCAACAACAAGAUCCCCGGAUGUCGAUGGCCAUGCCCAACCCCGGCUACGCUGGUAGCACGAUGGGCAGUACAAUGGGAGGCGGGGGUUUCCUCAAUGUACCGAACGGACAAAACCGACCGAUGUCUUUCAUGUCAGGCAACGGGAACCAACCGCAGCAGCGCGCCAUGUCGUUCAUGGGCCCGAAUCCAGGGUACACUCCCUCCAUCGCCCCAUCCGAGCGUUCUAACAUUGGUCUGUCUGCUAGGUACCGACCUGUCGUCAACCACUCCGACGCCGUCUCCAACGGCACCUCGAUGACACUCCAAGCCUCGGGCGGCGGCGCAAACCAGGCUAGGACCAGCACCAUCAAGGGCAUCUUGAAGAAGGGUAGCCCCGGCCCGCAAAUGAUGGCCCCCGCUGAGACGGACGACGCGGACGAAGACUGGGGCAAGAUGGCUGCACGCAAGAACAAGCACUCCAAGGGCAAGGAGAACAACAGCUCCGGACUUGAAGAUCUCACUCGCGGUCUCAACAUCUAG